Molecule: messenger RNA, 531 nt
Organism: Parnassius mnemosyne (clouded apollo)
Lineage: Eukaryota; Metazoa; Arthropoda; Insecta; Lepidoptera; Papilionidae
Source: the annotation of a GenBank genome assembly
AUGUUUAGUACAAAGGCUCAACUUCAAAAACGUACUCCUGAAAAUGGUACAGAUCGAGAAAACUAUUUAUCACUCUUAGUAGAUGAAUACUUAAAUUCAGUUUCAUUUGAUGCAAAGUGCCAAGUAUUAGCUAAUUUAGCGAAUUUUGCUUAUGAUCCCAUAAAUUACUGCUUCUUACGAGAUGUAGGAGCCUUAGAUAUAUUUCUGUAUGUACUGAAGAAUGAAUCUGACAGCAAAUUACUUAAUUUUGCAUGUGCAGGAAUCUGCAAUCUUUGCCUAGAUCCAGUGAACACUGAAUAUAUUCUGCACUAUGGCAUUUUGAAUUUCUUACCCAAAUUUUUGAAGUGUGAAAAUGUUGAUUUAGUUGCAUCAACAUUGACUAUAGUUUUUCAGAUAUUAAAUAUCCUUAACAAGCCUGAAUUAUUUAAUUUAGAAGUAGUUCAACAAAUAGAGGAACUAAAAAGAAGUGAAAGUCAAAUAAUUGCUAAUUUAGCAACAAUAUUUUUGGAGGAUAUCAGUAGUAAAACAUAA